CAAACAACAAAACGUAAUUUAGAAAAUUAUAAUAAUUUUCAUCAAUUUAUUCAAAAACGUAGAAAAUUAAGUAAGGACUGUUUCAACUCCCAACUACCCCCCAUUCAAUAUGUCGAUGUUAGUUCUGAUGUAAUUCAUUUACCAAAGCCAAGUGAACAAUUAUUACCUCAUAAUUCUGCGGCCUCGCUUCCCACUCUAUCACAUCUUGGUCAUGAUCUUCGUGAAGGUUCAUGCAUGUCUUUAAAGACUUUACAAAAUAAACCAUAUUAUUGUUCGCCGGAGCCUUGUUCCGAUCCUACUAGAUAUGGAAUUUCUGAUAAGGCUUUGCAUCAUGCUGCCGCAGUUCCGGUCUCUGUAUAUAGUCCCUCUAGAUUUCACUCCAUUCCCCAACAAACAAUGACCAAUAACAAUGAUUACUUCUCAAGAAACGUUAACAAGGAAUCUGAUAAUUUGUGUGACCACCAAUGUGUGAUGUCUAAUCAAUAUCAAUAUUUUAAUAAUGCUCGUUUGAUUCCUGUCAAUGUAUCCAACAACUCCGUUCGAAAUUUUUCAGCGGUUACUGAUCACCCUGAUGCUCCAGAAAACGAUAAUCAAGAUUUCUCUAUUCUCAAUAUAAUUCCAACUUUGAUAAGUGAAAAACAUCGAAAGGCUGCUUUUGUUGAAAAUUUAGUUGACACCGCUUGUCUCAUCGUGGAAGUAAUUUGGGCAAAUUUUUCCGUUAGCCCAAGCGCAAAAAUUAUUACUCUACGUGUUUUUAUUCAAGAAACUUUGAGACGUUCACGUACCUCUUAUUCAACACUUCAAACUGCUCUAUUUUACUUGAUCAGAAUAAAAUCUGAAAUUGCUAAAUUAUAUCGGUGUGUUGAAUACUUACCAACUCCAACUUCCGAGUACCCUCCGAAUUUGUGUCAAUCUUCAAAGCAAAAUAGUGAUCCGGCUACAUGUGGUCGUCGCAUGUUUUUAGCUGCUUUGAUAGUUGCUUCGAAAUACCUUCAAGAUCGUAAUUAUUCUAACCGUGCCUGGUCUAAAAUGUCUGGACUUUCCGUCAAUGAAAUUAAUGCAAACGAAAUUUGUUUUCUCAAGCUUAUUGAUUAUAACCUUUUCAUUGCUGAAAACAAAUUUAAGCGUUGGAGUAGUCUUUUACUAACGCAUAUCCAAGUUAUUUCAGGAUCUGACAUGUCAAAUCCAGAGGCUUUCAGGUUAGCAAAAAAUAGAAGAAAGGUUGCAAGGUUCCGUGAAACCUUAAAAUAUCUGGAUCCAAAGACCAUGGAAUGUAAAAGGGUUCAUCCCAUCACUCCUGUAAUCACUCCUGUAAUCACUCCUGUAAUCACUCCUGUUAUCACUCCUGCCGAGAGUGCUCCAGGAUCACCUCACGAACAACAACCUAAUACCUUACAAAUGUCUUUUUCAUCUACAUUAUCAUCUACAUUACAAGCGUUAACUGGACAAACUAAUGCUAUUUCUGGGCAUCUUCAGAAAUCAACAUGGAGUCCAAUCAAUCAUGAUUCUGGUUAUAAUUAUCAAUUUUUUGCAAAUAAUUAUGAAAAAAAUUUUGAUGGAUGUCAAGAUAAUAGAAUAAAAAGAAUUCUUGUUCGAUCUUUUGCUUGA
Molecule: messenger RNA, 1608 nt
Organism: Racocetra persica
Lineage: Eukaryota; Fungi; Glomeromycota; Glomeromycetes; Diversisporales; Gigasporaceae
Source: the annotation of a GenBank genome assembly